Messenger RNA from Pochonia chlamydosporia 170, 870 nucleotides. RefSeq names its product glutamine amidotransferase type 1. The coding region runs from base 1 to 870 and encodes 289 amino acids. Gene Ontology annotation, cellular component: nucleus; cytosol. The transcript has 2 exons. Lineage: Eukaryota; Fungi; Ascomycota; Sordariomycetes; Hypocreales; Clavicipitaceae. The record is from RefSeq and is a predicted model, not a curated record.
AUGUCUCCCAUCUUCCGCCGCCUGCUCCCUCUCCUCCUAGCUCUCCUCAUCUUCAUCUACUACCGCUCCAAACUACUAUCCAUCACGAACCCAUCCAAGCUCACCAAAAUGGGCUCCUCCACCGCCCUCCGCCUCGCCAUCCUCGAAUGCGACUCCCCCCAACCCCAGACGCGCGCCCAAUUCGGCGGCUACACAGGCGUCUUCACAGCCCUCCUCGCCAGCGCAGCAAAGACACUCACCCCUCCGCAAGAACUAUCCAGUCUCGUCAGCAUCACUGCGCACGACGUCGUCAACGACUUGUACUCGUACCCUGCGCUGGAAGACGUGGAUGCCCUGUUACUAACGGGCUCGCGACACACAGCCUUCGACAAUGACCCGUGGAUCCUGAAACUCGUCGACUUUACGAAACGGGCUAUUGACAGUGGGCGCGUUAAAGUUGUGGGUGUUUGUUUCGGACACCAGAUUGUAGGGAGAGCAGUCGGCGCUGGCGUCGGCAAGAGUAAGAAGGGGUGGGAGGUGGCAGUUACGGAGGUCGAUUUAACGGAUAAGGGUAAAGAGAUAUUUGCGCUGGACAAGAUGCGUAUUCAUCAAAUGCACCAUGAUAUAGUGCAAAACUUUCCGGCGGACGCUAUUCCACUGGGUGGGAAUGCCUUUUGUCCCGUUCAGGGCAUGUAUUUUCCUGGGAAAUAUAUCACCGUGCAGGGCCACCCUGAGUUCACAAACGAAAUCAUUUCUGAAAUCUUGUUUAACCGGCAUACCGUGGGGAUAUUCACCGACGAAGAGUAUGAGGAUGCGAUGAAGAGGGCGCCAGUGCCGCAUGAUGGUGUUGCUGUUGGGAGGGCGUUUUUGAAGUUCAUGCGAGAGGGUUGA